AUGGUGGUUUUGAGAAAUAUUCGAACUCCUUUUUUUGGUAAAUUCAUUACAUAUAUAAUUAGAGAAUUGGAUUUUUAUAUGUCCACUAUAUUAUAUAUAUAUAUAUAUAUAUAUAUAUGUUCCAAACAUGAGAAGCACUCUCUCAAGACAAACCCCUGCAAUACUACAAUGAUGAACAUGGACUCCACAUACGGCAAGAUCAACGAGGCCGAUCAAGCAAGACUCGACUCCCGUCGAAAAACCAGAAAGAGAAUCACCAUCAUCACUCUAUCUUCCAUCAUCCUCGUCGUCGUGGUUGUUGCUGCCGUCGUCGGAACCACCACCACUCGUGGUGGAAGCUCCAAAAAUGGCGGGUCUAAUCCUCCUCUGACUUCUUCGAUUAAAGCCGUUUGCGAUGUUACCUUGUAUAAAGACACCUGUUACAACAGUAUCGCCCCUGCCGCCAACUCUUCUUACACCCACCCCGAAGACCUCUUCAAGUUGUCCAUCAAAGUCGCCAUUGAUGAGCUCUCCAGAGCUUCUCAGUACUUUAGUGAAGUAUUUUUCAAAAGGUUUAUUCAUGACCAGAAGACGAUUGCUGCUUUGGAGAAUUGCGACCAGCUUCUUAAUCUGGCAAUCGAUCAUCUCACCGAAUCACUUUCCACGUCGAGCGAGGUUUCAUUGGUAGAAGCCGCGGAAGAUCUCCGGACAUGGCUGAGCGCUGCCGGAACUUACCAGCAAACCUGCAUGGACGACAUUGAAGAUUCCACGGAGCUGCAGGCUGAUGUUUUUAACCAUUUAAAGAACUGUACUGAGUUGACCAGCAACAGUCUCGCCAUUAUUACAUGGCUUUCGAAGCUCGCGAACUCCAUUAAUGUCCGGAGACUGAUGAGUUCAUUGCCAAAUGGUGCCGUUUCAGUGCCGAAGUGGGUAUCUCGAAAGCUGGUUGAGGUUAGGGAUUUGAAGAAGAAGGCGGAUAUAGUUGUGGCGAAAGAUGGAAGCGGGAAGUAUAAAAGCAUUGGAGAGGCUCUUAAAGCUGUGGGGGAGAAGAAGAAGAAGAAGACGGUAAUAUAUGUAAAGAAGGGUGUUUAUAAUGAGAAUGUGAGAGUGGAAAAAAAUAAGUGGAAUGUUGUAAUGGUCGGUGAUGGCAUGGAAUCCACCAUUGUUUCUGCAAGUCUCAACUUUGUUGAUGGAACUCGGACCUUUCAGUCUGCAACUUUUGCGGUGUUCGGGAAGGGUUUCAUGGCAUGUGAAAUGGGAUUCCGAAACACCGCCGGCGCAAUCAAGCAUCAGGCCGUCGCAUUAAUGUCAAGCGCCGAUCAAACAACCUUCUACCGCUGCAAAAUCGACGGCUACCAAGACACUCUCUACGCCCACGCCAACCGCCAAUUCUACCGCGACUGCAACAUUUACGGCACCGUCGAUUUCAUCUUUGGAAACUCCGCCGUCGUCCUCCAAAACUGCAACAUUCUCCCUAAACGCCCCAUGCUCGGCCAGCAAAACACCAUCACCGCCCAAGGCCGAUUCGACCCGAAUCAGAACACCGGCAUUUCUAUCCACAACUGUACAAUUUGGCCCGCCGAAAACCUAACUUCCGUCCAGACUUAUCUGGGUCGGCCGUGGAAGAACUACUCUACGACUGUGUUCAUGCGGUCCAUGAUGGGGAGCUUGAUUGAUAGUAGAGGAUGGUUGCCGUGGGUUGGAAACUCGGCUCCGAACACGAUUUUUUAUGCUGAGUUUCAGAAUUUCGGGUCGGGUUCUUCCACGAGGAAUCGAGUUAAGUGGAAGGGAUUGAAGACUAAUAUCACGACGAAGGUGGCUAAUAAGUUUACAGUCAAGUCUUUUAUCAAUGGCGAGAAAUGGAUUUCGGAUGCGGGAAUUCCCUUCCUGUCUGGUCUUAAGUGAAGUGAUUCU
Molecule: messenger RNA, 1893 nt
Organism: Carica papaya (papaya)
Lineage: Eukaryota; Viridiplantae; Streptophyta; Magnoliopsida; Brassicales; Caricaceae
Product: putative pectinesterase/pectinesterase inhibitor 46
Biological process (GO): cell wall modification
Molecular function (GO): enzyme inhibitor activity; pectinesterase activity
Source: RefSeq, a predicted model, not a curated record